Messenger RNA from Prunus persica (peach), 5168 nucleotides. RefSeq lists its product as uncharacterized. NCBI's taxonomy places the organism in Eukaryota, Viridiplantae, Streptophyta, Magnoliopsida, Rosales, Rosaceae. Gene Ontology annotation, molecular function: protein kinase activity; ATP binding. The record is from RefSeq and is a predicted model, not a curated record. Gene Ontology annotation, biological process: protein phosphorylation; recognition of pollen.
CAGUCGGCGCUUCUCUGUGUGAAGUUUAGCAUAGCAGUCGGUGCUUCUAUUACUGCAACUGCAGGUAACUCCUCACCAUGUUUUUCUCCAUCUGGUGAUUUUGCCUUUGGAUUUCUGCCACUUGGAAACAAUGAUCUUUUCCUGCUCUCAAUAUGGUAUGCCAAAAUACCAAACGGAACCAUAGUUUGGUAUGCAAAUAGGGAUAAUAAGCCUGCGCUUGCGCCUAAUGGAUCAACUGUGAACUUGGCUAACAGUGGACUAGAGCUUACAAGUCCUCAGGGUGAAGAGCUAUGGAAAUCUGAAACCAUUGUUGGUGUUGUUGCCAAUGGGGUCAUGAAUAAUACUGGCAACUUUGUUCUUCAAGAUGGCAAAUCAGGAAAUUUAUGGGAGACCUUCAACAAUCCUACAGAUACCUUGUUGCCUGGACAGAAAAUUGAAAGAAGUGGGACGCUUUCAUCUCGAUAUUCGGAGACUGACUAUUCAAAGGGACGGUUCCAGCUGCUUCUGCAAGAAGAUGGGAAACUUGUGCUCAGCUCCAUAAACUUGCCAACAGAAUUUGCCAAUGAACCUUACUAUGAAACCGACACUACCUCAGGGACUGUGGCAGGUAGCGAAGGUAAAGAAUUGGUUUUCAAUGUCUCAGGCUACUUGUAUGUUCUGAGAGAGAAUGGUGGAAAGUACAAUCUUGCAGGGGAAAAGGUAGUCUCAGCAAGGGACAACUAUAUUAGAGCAACUCUCAACUUUGAUGGGAUUUUCGCUCAAUAUUAUCACCCAAAGAAUUUCACUGGAAAUGUAAGCUGGACUCUUCUGUGGUCAGAGCCAGAUGAUAUUUGCCGAAGAAUUACAGAAGAUUCAGGUUUUGGUAUUUGUGGGUACAACAGUAUCUGCAAGCUCAACGCUGAUAAUAGGCCAACCUGUCAAUGCCCAAGAGGAUUCUCUUUACUUGAUCCAAAGGAACCAUUUGGGAGCUGCAAACCGGAUUUCAUACAAGGCUGUGAAGAAGAUGAGCUUACUACCACAAAAGAUCCAUAUGAUGUAAUCGUGAUGACAAAUAUUGAUUGGCCAAUCUCAGAUUAUGCGGAGUUCAGACCUUUUACUGCAGAAAAGUGCAAUGAAUCUUGCUUUCAAGAUUGUUUGUGUGCUGUUGCUGUUUUCAGGAAUGAAACCUGCUGGAAAAAGAAAUUACCUCUCUCAAAUGGGAGAGUGGAUGUUAGUCUUAAUUCAAAGGCUUUCUUCAAAGUCAGAAAGGAUAACACAACUCUACAAUUUUCUCCAAUGCCAAAUCCAGAUGAUACGAAGAAGAAGAGCAGUAACACUUUGAUACCCAUGGAAUCCGUAAUUCUGGCUACCCCUAUCUUUGUUAGUUUUAUGUUUAGUGCUGCUGUUUGUCGGAUUUUCUUCGUUUUCCAGAAGAAACAAGUAAGGUCUAUCAAAAAUAUGUUGGACUCAAAUUUGUGUUCUUUUAGUUACCGAGAGCUUCAAGAAGCUACAAAUGGAUUAACAGAAGAAUUAGGAAGGGGUGCGUUUGGAGUUGUUUACAAAGGGACAAUACAAAUUGGUUCUGGUGUCCAAGUGGCAGUGAAGAAGCUAAACUGUGUGAUACAAGAUGGUGAGAAGGAAUUCAAGACAGAACUGAGCGUAAUUGGUAAGACACAUCACAAGAAUCUAGUUUGCCUGGUUGGGUAUUGUGACGAAGGGCAACAUCGAUUGCUAGUAUAUGAGUUCUUAAGCAAUGGCACGUUAGCAAGCUUCCUUUUUGCUGAUACAAAACCCAGUUGGACGCAGCGAAUUGAAAUUGCUUGUGGAGUUGCCAAGGGACUUUUGUACUUGCAUGAAGAGUGCAGCACCCAAAUCAUCCAUUGUGAUAUAAAGCCUCAGAACAUACUGCUUGACGAUUAUUACACUGCUUGGAUCUCUGAUUUUGGAUUGGCAAAGCUUUUGAUGAUGAAUCAGAGCCACACACAUACUGCCAUUAGAGGAACAAAAGGGUAUGUUGCCCCUGAGUGGUUCAGGAACAUGCCAAUCACUGCCAAAGUUGAUGUGUAUAGCUUUGGUGUUGUGCUGCUUGAGAUCAUUUGCUGUAGGAGAAGCGUUGAUGUGGACAAUAGCAGUGAGGAGAGAGCAAUUUUAAUGGAUUGGGUCUAUGAUUGCUACCGCGGAGGAAUGUUAGAUGCUGUUCUAGUUCUAGAUAAUGAAGUUCAGGCCUUAGAUGAUAGAAUGAAGCCGGAAAAGCUUGUGAUGAUUGCUAUUUGGUGUAUUCAAGAUGACCCGUCUCUUAGACCAACUAUGAGGAAAGUUGUGCAGAUGCUUGAAGGCGUGGUGGAAGUGCAUGUUCCUCCAUGUCCAUCCCCAUAUACCACCAGAACAGAUGUGGCACACGCAUUUAUAGCAAGAAAUUUCAAGGAAACAAGGUCCACGGCCCCAUUCUUCAUUAUGAAAUAUAGCCAGCUAGGCUAUUGUAGUAUGCCUAACCACAUUGGUGCUAGAAAAUUAGCAAUGGCUUUUACUGUACGGCUGCUUCUGUUUUCCUCUCUGUUUCUGCUACCAGUUUCUGUGUUUGCUCAAACUAAUGGUGGCAUAGCAGUGGGGGAUUUCCUAACUGCAACUGCAGCUAACUCCUCACCAUGGCUUUCUCCAUCUGGUGAUUUUGCCUUUGGAUUUUUUCCACUUGGAAGCAAUGAUCUUUUCCUGCUCUCAAUAUGGUAUGCCAAAAUACCAGACAGAACCAUAGUUUGGAAUGCAAAUCGGGAUAAUGAGGCUGCAGUUGCACCCAAGGGGUCAACUGUGAACUUGACUGCCAACAGCGGUCUAGUGCUUAGAAGUCCUCAGGGUGAUGAGCUAUGGGAAUCUGGAACCAGUGCUGGUGUUGUUGCCAAAGGGGUCAUGAAUGAUACAGGCAACUUUGUUCUUCAAGAUAGAAAUUUAGAAAGCUUAUGGGAGACCUUCAACAAUCCCACUGAUACCAUGUUGCCUGGACAGACAUUUGAAAGAAGUAGGAAGCUUUCGUCUCGACAAUCGGAGACUAACUAUUCGAAAGGACGGUUCCAGCUGCUUCUGCAAGAUGAUGGGAACCUUGUAAUCAGCACCAUAAACUUGCCAACAAACUUAGCCAAUGCACCUUACUAUGCAACCGACACGACCUCAGGGACUGUGGCAGGUAGUGAAGGUAAAGAAUUGGUUUUCAAUGUCUCAGGCUACUUGUAUGUUGUGAGAGAGAAUGGUGGAAAGUACAAUCUUGAAGUGGGAGAGGCAGUCUCAGCAAGGGACAACUAUAUUAGAGCAACUCUCAACUUUGAUGGGAUUUUUGCUCAAUAUUAUCACCCCAAGAAUUUCACUGGAAAUGUGAGCUGGACUCUUCGGUGGUCAGAGCCAGAUGAUAUUUGCCAAAGAAAUAGAGAAGAUUCAGGUGUUGGUGUUUGUGGGUACAACAGUAUCUGCACUCUCAAAGAUAAGAGGCCAACCUGUGGAUGCCCAAAAGGGUUCUCUUUACUUGAUCCAAAUGAUCCAUAUCGGGGAUGCAAACCGGAUUUCAUACAAGGCUGUGAAGAAGAUGAGCUUAGUCGCACAAACGAUUUAUAUGAUGUUGAGGCGCUAACAAAUACAGAUUGGCCAACCUCAGAUUAUGUGCAGUUAAAACCUUUUACUGCAGAGAAGUGCAAUGAAUCUUGCUUUCAAGACUGUUUGUGUGCUGUUGCUAUUUUUCGGUCUGAAACCUGCUGGAAAAAGAAGUUACCUCUCUCAAAUGGGAGAGUGGAUACAGGUCUUAAUUCACAAGCCUUCAUCAAAGUCAGAAAGGACAAUUCAACUCUACCAAUACCAGCUCCUCAACAUCCAUGUCCAGAUGAUAAGAAGAAGAAGAGCCAGACCACUGUGAUACGUGCAGAAUCAGUGCUUUUGGGUACCUCUAUCUUUGUUAAUUUUAUCUUAGGUGCUUGUCUUUGUCUGGGAUUUGUCUUGAUUUUCAGGAAGAAACAUGUAAGGUCUGCCGAAAUUGUUUUGGACUCGAAUUUGCGUUCUUUUAGUUAUGAACAGCUUCGAGAAGCUACAAAUGAUUUCAAGGAAGAAUUAGGCAAAGGUGCUUUUGGAACUGUUUACAAAGGGGUACUACAAAUUGGUUCUGGUGUCCAAGUGGCAGUGAAGAAGCUAAACUAUGUGAUGCAAGAAAUUGAGAAGGAAUUCAAAACAGAACUGAAUGUAAUUGGUCAGACACAUCACAAGAAUCUGGUUCGCCUUUUCGGAUAUUGUGAUGAGGGGCAACAGCGGUUGCUAGUGUAUGAAUUGUUGAGCAAUGGCACAUUAGCAAGCUACCUUUUUACUGAUAUCAAACCGAGUUGGAGACAACGAAUUGAAAUUGCUUAUGGAGUUGCCAGAGGACUUCUGUACUUGCAUGAAGAGUGCAGUACUCAAAUUAUCCAUUGUGAUAUAAAGCCUCAGAACAUACUGCUUGACGAUUAUUACACUGCUCGAAUCUCUGACUUUGGAUUGGCAAAGCUUUUGAAGAUGGAUCAGAGCAAGACUCAUACUGCCAUUAGAGGAACAAAAGGGUAUGUUGCACCUGAGUGGUUUAGGAACAUGCCAAUCACUACCAAAGUUGAUGUGUACAGCUUUGGUGUUGUGCUGCUUGAGAUCAUUUGUUGUAGGAGAAGCGUUGAUGUGGAAAAUAACUGCGAAGAGAAAGCAAUAUUAACGGAUUGGGUCUAUGAUUGCUUCCUUGGAGGAGCAUUAGAUGCUAUUGUAGAUUAUGAAGUUCAGGCCCUGGGUGAUAAAACGACACUGGAAAAUUUUGUGAUGGUUGCUAUUUGGUGUAUUCAAGAAGACCCUUCUCUUAGACCCAAUAUGAGGAAGGUUGUUCAGAUGCUUGAAGGAGUGGUGGAAGUACAAGUUCCACCAUGCCCUUCCCCAUUUUCCAGAGCAUGCUUGAAGGAGUCAUUUGUAUCGCAGGUUUAAAUCAUUUUCGGUACUAAGUUGCAUAUUUUCUGUUUAUCAAUCGUUUUUAGUGGACUUAUUUGUAGUUUUGCAUCGCUUUAAUUUGGCCAUACUGAUAAGAAAGAAGGCUAUAUGUAUGUAAAUUUUUGUGUAAGUUAUGUUUUUGUUGGGAAGGACAAAUUCUGUUAAGAAAACGUAGUGCAACUAUGUGUUUGAUUAAUCACAGUAUGAAGUUUGUGGCC